Paralichthys olivaceus (Japanese flounder) is the source of this 1316-nucleotide messenger RNA. RefSeq names its product proton-coupled zinc antiporter SLC30A2-like. Gene Ontology annotation, molecular function: zinc ion transmembrane transporter activity. The record is from RefSeq and is a predicted model, not a curated record. Gene Ontology annotation, biological process: response to zinc ion; zinc ion transmembrane transport. NCBI's taxonomy places the organism in Eukaryota, Metazoa, Chordata, Actinopteri, Pleuronectiformes, Paralichthyidae. Gene Ontology annotation, cellular component: plasma membrane.
GUCAGGGAAUAAGUGAAGCGUGUUCACCUGAAGAUAUGGAGUCUCCCACUGAUUCUGAGAAACAACUUCUGAUUGAGACCGAACCUCUCGGAUGGACGAGUUCUCUGGAGGAAAAAUACUCUGAAUCCAGAUCAGACAUCCUUGACGACGCCUCUAGUUCGCUCGACCUGUGGCAAACUGACCAAACCCACCGGCUCUGCCAGGAGACGGGCACGGUGCCGGCAGCUGACAGUGACGCCCAACGUUUGGCCAGGAGGAAACUCUUCAUCGCCUGCACCCUCACCCUCGUGUUCAUGAUCGGGGAGGUGGUCGGUGGAUACGCCGCUCACAGCCUGGCCAUCAUGACGGACGCAGCUCAUCUCCUGACGGACUUCGGGAGCAUCUUGAUCAGCAUCUUCUCUCUGUGGAUCUCGUCCAGGCCUCGGACGCAGACCAUGACCUUCGGCUGGCAUCGAGCAGAGAUCUUGGGCAUGUUGUUGUCGAUCGUCUCCAUCUGGGCUCUGACGGCAGCUCUGGUGUUAUCGGCCGCACAGAGGAUCACUGACGGAAACUACGACAUCGACAGUCACAUCAUGUUGAUAACGUCAGGCUGUGCUGUGGGCGUCAACAUCCUGAUGGUGUUGAUCCUCCAUCAGUCCGGGGCCUCCCACGGACACAGCCACGGGUUUUCCACCGACCGGCUGCAGAGGAACGGGGAGCGUCAGAGUCACGGCAACGCCAGCGUGAGGGCGGCCUUCAUCCACGUGGUGGGAGAUCUGCUGCAAAGUGUUGGGGUCCUGCUGGCCGCCACCAUCAUCCACUUCUGGCCUGAAUAUAAAGUAGCAGAUCCAAUAUGUACGUUUCUGUUCUCCGUUCUCAUUGUUGGGACGACAGUUCCAGUCACAAAGGAUGUUCUCAGGAUACUGAUGGAGGGAGCUCCUCAGGACGUGAGCUUCAGCACUGUGAGAAAGUCGCUGCUGUCUGUCGGAGGAGUCGUGGCCGUUCACAGUUUGUACAUGUGGAGCCUCAACAUGAGCGACGCUUUACUAUCUGUCCACGUGGUCACAGAAAAAGAUGCCGAUUCACAGAUCGUCCUCACGAAGGCGACAAAGCUCCUGCGCUCGGAAUUUAGUUUCUCCAGCAUCACGGUCCAAGUGGAGCGUUUCAGUCCAGAGACGACUGUGGAGACGGACUGAUGACGCAGGAAACCGAGGCAGAAGCUUCCACAAGCCUCUGACUCACCUGGUAUCUGACCAGCGACCGGUGAAGCUCAACAGCUUUACAUUCAUUACACGUGGUUUCCUCACCCUCGUGUCAUGUAUGUGCUUUUAUCAACU